AUGGUUCCUAAGGUUUCUGUUAUUAUAUCGUCAUCAAGUGGGGUACUGAGAACUACACCCUCGGGAUGUGACAUCAUCACAAUGGAUCUCAUGUACAUUAAUUGCUCAAUGCUUUUGAUUUCCUUGGCACAGAUGGAAUCACUCAAUGUCAAACUCUACGAGAAAUACAAGAAUUUGAAGAAAAGGAAGUUCACAGAGGAGGAGGAGUGGAACCAUACAAGAGAUGCCGAGUUGAGAAGUUUUCAGUCUGCUGUGGAGGACUUGAUAGAAGAGUUGAAUAAAGAAAACAAGGGGCUUCAUCAACAGCUGGAUUCAUUUCAGGAGAAAUAUGAUGAAUGUAGAAUGUUACUGCUUGAAGAGGGCAAGAAAUCCAAAGAGCUCUCGGAUGAAGUUGAAAAACUUAAGAAUCUUUUAUUGAAGAAGAAAGAUAUGAAUAACACUCUGUUGUUUACAUCUCCAAGUACAAAUUCUAAAGUUAGAUCUGAAGAAAUAUCUAAAAGCCCUCCAGGCCAGAGAAUAACAGAACCAUGCGAGGAAAAUGGAACUCAACACAAAGUGUCGACAAUCGUUACUUAUAAUAACAAAAAAACUGGUACCAGUAUGCUUUAUCAUCCUGGGGUAGAGAUGAAUACAAACAACGUUAUGGCCCUUACUAUGUAUGAGCUUGUUUGCCGCAAACACCUAAUAGUUGAGCCGGCUUAUGGAGAUUGUUGUCUUCUAAAAUUGGACCCUACUGUGUUUGAGCUUGUUUUGCCCAGACACCUAAUGAUUGAGCUUGGUAAGCAAUCAGACGAUCGCAGCAAUUUCAUAUUCCAGACUCUUAUGAGGUUCUUAGUGGGCAUGGAUUUUUAUGUCGAUAAUCAAACUGAAAGCCCCUCAAUUUUGGUGGUUCACAAAACUAGUGGUUACAGCUUUAGCUUGACAUGGAUACAACAUGAAGGUGAUGAAGGUGAGUGGAUGUAUCAUGUUUCUUCACUAGGGACUUUAGAGAGCAUAGCUUGGGAUUGGAUGAAGGAAGACAUCAUAUUCAGCGCAGUCAUGUGUCGCGAUUUCUUUGAAAGGGUAUCGCUCAUCAUCGGGCGAAUGUGA
Zingiber officinale is the source of this 1089-nucleotide messenger RNA. RefSeq lists its product as uncharacterized. Bases 1 to 1089 code for a protein of 362 amino acids. The transcript is spliced from 9 exons. The record is from RefSeq and is a predicted model, not a curated record. Gene Ontology annotation, biological process: developmental process involved in reproduction. NCBI's taxonomy places the organism in Eukaryota, Viridiplantae, Streptophyta, Magnoliopsida, Zingiberales, Zingiberaceae.